Molecule: messenger RNA, 1182 nt
Organism: Saccostrea echinata
Lineage: Eukaryota; Metazoa; Mollusca; Bivalvia; Ostreida; Ostreidae
Exons: 3
Coding region: 197-901 (234 amino acids)
Source: RefSeq, a predicted model, not a curated record
ACGAUCUGCCGGUAAUGUCCAUCCGCGCCUUCACGCUUCCCUGAUCACACCCCCAGUUAAGAGAACUAGAAGAAAAUACGACAGUUCAUUUUUCAUUCAUGAUUCUUAUGAAAUACAGGUGCUAUAGCUGUGUGAGCAGAUUUCUUUGAUUUAACAUCCUCAUCUAGUUAGCAAAGGAUAAUCAGCUACUUCUAGAAUGAUGGUUGCCUUGAAAUACCUUUCGAUUGCUUUCUUUUAUCACGUGGUUUCCGGACACAUGGGUCGGGACCACUCAGGCGCCAGUCGAUGGUAUCAGAGAACGGUGAAAAUCAAGGACCCGUUUGAUAAAUUUACUGAAGAAUCACUGGCCCUUGGUCCCCAGCUUUCACUCCCAAAGCCUGGUGAGAGUGGUUUUAGCAGGUCAAACUCUAUGUUACCGCCGACAACUGUACCACCAACAUUAGAUCCGUUCCUGAAUUAUGACUAUGGGUUGGAUUAUCCAUCCGUGACUGCAGCCACCUCUACUACAGACAAAAGCAGGAAAACCACGACCAAAACGUCACAGUCGGAUAGUAUGAUGCAGAAACUAGAAUUUAUCAAUCCAGUGCAAGGGGACGCCUUUUCGGUCACAUUCAAUCCUUUACCGACUCUGCCGUACCCUUCACAACCUGGGGAAUUUUUGAAUCUUGAGAGAACAAAGCUUUAUCCAGAAUCUUACGAAAAUAAACACAAUUUGGGAACUUUCAAAGAUUCCCAAAGUAACACUUUGCACAAUGACAUUGACUUUUUCGCAAAGUUGAAAAACGAAAGGAAACGUAUUCUUGCAGAAAGACUUGUACAAAACAUCGAGAAGCCCCUUGAUUUUCGUGCUAAAAAUAACUUUGUGGACCCUCUCUGGUUGUAUCUUCUGGCGUCACAAUAACUUUGAAAUAUGACGUCACAAUCUACAAACUAAUGUAUUUUCUGUGAUACGUGCAAUAUAAUUUGUUGUACAAAGAAUGAGAUGUAACGCUUAUCACUUAGCCACUGGUAGGGUGUUCAAAUUAGAUGCUAAAUGUUUCACAUACUGUUAAAAUUUGUAUAGUUAAUAUAGCAUAAUGGGAGAUAUGAAAUGAAUUGUUAUACCAAUGCACAUAUUUUAUGUUUUAUUGUUUUUGUUGAUACUUUAUAGAACACGUUUUUUUCACAUUUUGUUGAUUAAAC